Paracoccidioides lutzii Pb01 is the source of this 1887-nucleotide messenger RNA. RefSeq names its product lectin C-type domain-containing protein. The transcript has 2 exons. The coding region runs from base 1 to 1887 and encodes 628 amino acids. The record is from RefSeq and is a predicted model, not a curated record.
AUGUCCAUAUCAGCCAAUUAUACGCCGGACGCCAGUGCUACUCUUGUAUCUCUAUGGAAGAUUGUGCAGCUGUCCCAAAGGGAUGUUUCGGCACAAAUACCAAUCAAUCACGUCGCCCAUCCGGGUGUUUCUCUGACAUCUGCCUGCUUCAGCAAUAAAGUGUAUGAAGGGCAGGCCUUGGUGAGAUGCAUGUCAAACCUUUUGGCGGUUGAUAAUCGUCGAUUUCAUGUCGACUUAUACUGGUCCGAAGCGCAACAACGCUGGAUAUUCUGUCCAGCUACAGUUGAUUCCAAUGCACCAAUCAGGCAAGGGUCCCCGAAUACCACUCUGAUCGGAUCUGUACCACAAGGAAAUUUUUCGAUUCCGAGGAUGGACAGAGGUGUAUUAAUGCAAGCACGCGAAACCAAGACCCCUUCCAGCAACUCAUUGCCGUCAAUGGCCAACCAUGCUGCUCGUGUAACGGAAUCAACUACUCCGGAAAAGCCUUCUACUUCCGCCCCAGUACUAUAUAGUGUUGGACCGUACUCAUGCUCCAAGUCUCUUGAUCUCUCUAUAUUUCUCAGUUUACUAAAGAGUUAUUUUUGGCUGACGAAUGAUACCCUCAAUGCCCAUAUGUUACAUAUCUUGAUCAACCUACAUUCAGCUGCAGCAGCAGAUUCACCUGACAAGUCUAGCAAUGCUCCAUCACCUGAAAAACUCCCUUCAGGCGCAAAUCUUCUUGGAUCACUGUUUGAAGAAGCAUUACAAGAGUUCAUGUACACCCCGAAGAAGCUUGAAGAAGAGAGAAGCAACCUGAACCGUUCAUGGUAUUCUGUUCCUUCAUUUUCUCACCCCAUUUCAGAAUAUUUUACGACCCACAGAGACUCCAAAGGUCACCAUAGCACUCCCGACGGCUGGCCAUGCGAGAGUUAUGUGGAAAGGACUCGUUUGCACCGAUUUUUGGUUGGUUGGGGCACAGUUGACCCUCAAAUGGCGUCCUACGAUUUCAAUAGCGACAAUGAUCUUAUUUUCCCCGAAGGCUCGCUUUCAACAUUUAGAGAAAUCAAAACUUCUAAUGCCAAUAAUGAACCUGCAAUCGAAUUUGGUUGUUUAUUCGACCCAGAAGCCACAGACGCCUCCAACCCAAAUGCGUCAUGGGCUGAAUCAACCGCUGUUCAACAAUAUACUUAUGACUCCACGCAUGUAUUAAGCAGUAAGCUUGUGGCAUGUGGCAUAUCACCCACAAUAAAUUCCAGCCUCUCCAAUAUGACCGCUGAUGUGGAUUUCAAACCCUAUCAAAACGCUUCUCGAGCUUCACAGUGGGCCUGGGUACCGGGUGAACCGAUGUCAACAGACUUACGACCAGAGCCAUCAACUAAUCUCAGAUGUGCCCGGGCUGAUGUAACUUUCAAAGGACGAUGGGUCCCCGCAAAAUGCUCCAGCGAACUCUAUGGGGCGUGUCGCAUCGGAAACCAGCCGUUCCGCUGGACGCUAACGCCCCAUCGUGUCCCAUAUGACAAGGUGUCACAUAAAUGUCCGAAGAACUCUACAUUUUCCACUCCACGAACAAGCCUAGAAAACACCUAUCUCUACCACCAUCUCAUGUCUAUGCCCCAAAGUGUAAUCAAUGCAUCCUCCGCUAAUGUCUAUGAACGCAGCGUCUGGAUAGAUCUCAAUUCUCUUGACGUGGCCAAUUGCUGGGUCUCUGGCGGUCCCCAGACGCAAUGCCCAUACGAGGUGGAUGAUGCUGCUGUUCAACUGCGGGCAGUGCUUGUACCCACAAUAGCGGCUAUCAUUGUGUUGGUCAUCGCGGCCUUGACCAUAUUUGUCAAGUGUAAUUCCAAUCGCAGGAAUUCGAGACGGACAAGGGUCAUUGAGGGAUGGGAAUAUGAGGGUGUUCCAUCCUAG